AUGGAGUUAGCCGAACGAGAGGCUAAGAGAGCUUUAGAAAAACUGAAAAUAGAAUCAGAAGAAAUGGUUAAAUUAAAAACCCUCGAACUGGAGCAACAAAGUUUGGGAGCAGAAGAAGACUACACCAAAUUAAAACGAGAAGUUCUGAAACAUUUUGGGCUGACAGAGUCAGGCUACAUCAAUAGGUUUAACUCAUCCAAAGCCAACUCUGAGGACAAACCAGGAGGCUACAUUAGGAGAACUAGACAUUAUUUGAAGAGAUGGGUCGAACUAAGCGGGAUAGAGAAAACUUAUGACGGUCAGUUUGAUCUGAUUCUUAAAAACAAAAUCUUAAGGUCAGUAAAUAAAGACAUAAGGCAACACAUACUAAUACAUAACCCUAGGACUGUUGACGAGGUGGAGAAACAGUGUGACAACUAUUUCGCUAUAUUCCCGACGAAACAGCUAGGCGACUCUCCAGAUGCACCGACAGAACUUAUAGCUGCAAUAGCAGAACCAAUGCCAUCAGUCUCAAAAGUUGACCGACGUCUUAGUAGAUCAAAUUCACCGCACUUCAGACACAGCUAUAGACACAACACACGUAGCUCGAAAUCACCGAUAUACAGACACCAUCCUAGGGACAACUCUGGACCUCGCCGAUCACAAUUCACAAGAUAUAGACAGAAUUCUGACUCAGACAGUGAUAGUUAUGUCCAGUCACCCGGUCCAUCUCGACAAACUACACGGACUUAUAACAACUUGCAUCGAUCACAAACUAAAUGCUUUUCAUGCGACUUAAAGGGCCAUAUAGCAGCUGAUUGUGAUGUCGAUACCGAGUGGACUCAACGACAGGGGCGUAAGAAAUCACCGAAGGUGGAUAAGAACCGAAAUAAACAGAAGGUCAGUUUUAGAAACAACAAAAGAUGUCUAAGCCCGGAGUUUAGCGGAGAGUGCGAAGAUUGCGAACAGUGUAUCAACCAAAUGAAGUUUACAUUACCGAUAAGGAACAUUGUUAGCGAUCAAUGGGAAAAACGUUGUAAGGGAAAACUACCCAUCGUCUCAGAGAAAUUAGUCAAUCAGACAGUUACUGUUUUGCGCGACACAGGUUCUGUAGUCAUAGCGUGUAGGAAACAAUUAGUGGACAGAAGUAGAUGGAAUCGUGACCUUAUAGUCGGCAAUGUAGGGGGAGCCAAGCCUCCAACUAACGAAGACCUUGGUAUUAUCGCUGCUGUAGAAACAAGAGGGCAAGCCAGAAAUAAGAACAAACUAGAUGGGAAACAAACUUAUAACACCCUAGGCAAAACUGUAUCGGCUGAAGAAUUUAGGAAACAACAGUCCAACGAUGAUACCCUAAAAAAUUGGUGGAAGUCUGCAAAAAAGGGCGACGACACACCCAUGGCCGGCCACAUAGGGUUGGCUAGAACCAAAGCCCGGAUCUUCUCAGAGUUUAGAUGGCCAGGCGCAGCUGGAGACAUAAGAAAGUACUGCUACAAUUGUGACACAUGCCAGAAAGGCAAGAAGAACAUCGGCAAUAAAGCGCCGCUAGGUAGAUCACAGGUGGUUGGACAACCAUUCGCCAAGUUAGCCAUUGAUAUUGUAGGACCUUUAAUGCUUACAAAGAAGAGAAAUGGGUUUAUCCUAAAGGCUAUAGAUCUAUGUACACGAUGGCCUGAAGCGGUACCUCUCAGAAGUAUAACUGCAUCUGAAGUUCAAAUUGCUCUAGUCUUAAUUUUUAAUAGAAUGGGAUUCCCUGAACUUAUCUUGUCGGAUAAUGGUUCCCAUUUUACGUCAGAAAUUUUCAACAAGGUUUCAAAGCUGCUAGGUAUUAAACUUGUGCAUUCAUCGGCGUACCACGCCAUGUCAAAUGGGGCAGUUGAAAGAUGGAAUGGCACUUUCAAGGAAAUGCUGAGAAAAAUCACAGCAGAUAGACAGGAAGACUGGGACGAAUUUAUACCGGCAGCUCUGUUCGCCUAUAGGGAAGUCCCAAAUGAAAUCACUGGCUAUUCACCCUUCGAAUUCAUGUUCGGUACAAAAGUUAAGGGACCUAUGAACAUACUCAGGUCCAUUUUUACAGGCGAAGGAACUAGAGACUGUAAAACUGGCAAUCUUAAGGCGGUAUUAACUAACCUUUUGGCGGGGGAUAAGCCAGACAAAGUUGUUUGGACAGAGGAGUGCAACAGGGCUUUUGGGCUGAUACAUGAGCACUUAAACUCAGAGCCUGUCCUUGUCCUGGCCGAUAUUACCCAACCGUUCAUACUCAGGACGGACGCCUCAGCACGCGGCAUAGGCGCAGUGCUACUGCAGGCUAAAGAGGGGGUGCUGCGGCCCGUCAAAUAUGUCAGCAGGAAGUUGCUGCCGCGUGAGACGAGGUACUCAACAUUUGAGAGGGGAUGUUUGGCCAUUAUCUGGGCAGUGGGGAAGCUAGCACUGUACUUAAACAACGUACACUUUACACUCCAAACGGACCAACGAGCUUUGAAGUAUUUAAACAACUGUAGUUACAGCAACUCUAGAUUAACUCGAUGGUCUCUAUUGUUACAAGAAUUUAAGUUUACUAUAGAGCAUAUACCAGGAAAAGAGAAUAUAGCUGACAUGCUAUCAAGGGAAUUGAGAGAAUGA
Molecule: messenger RNA, 2598 nt
Organism: Physella acuta
Lineage: Eukaryota; Metazoa; Mollusca; Gastropoda; Physidae
Biological process (GO): DNA integration
Molecular function (GO): zinc ion binding; nucleic acid binding
Source: RefSeq, a predicted model, not a curated record